Gongylonema pulchrum is the source of this 225-nucleotide messenger RNA. NCBI's taxonomy places the organism in Eukaryota, Metazoa, Nematoda, Chromadorea, Rhabditida, Gongylonematidae. The record is from the annotation of a GenBank genome assembly.
CUGGAACGCGCAGCAGCUGCUGGUUCAAUAACGGAGAAGCCAGUAACAGCCGAGGCAUUCCACCAAAUUGAGCUUCCUGCCGCUGAUCCGGACGCUAAUGGAAUUCGUCAUUACCAUUUCAUUGUGGAGUUCGAGACUACAAAGACAUUUCUCUUCUCCGAUCGGCCGAAGACGAUCGAGCUGCAGCUCGAGGCAGCCAUGCAAUGCCCCACUCCAAUCCACUGA